Messenger RNA from Chlorocebus sabaeus (green monkey), 3032 nucleotides. RefSeq names its product glial cells missing transcription factor 1 (gene GCM1). Gene Ontology annotation, cellular component: nucleus. Gene Ontology annotation, molecular function: RNA polymerase II cis-regulatory region sequence-specific DNA binding; DNA-binding transcription activator activity, RNA polymerase II-specific. NCBI's taxonomy places the organism in Eukaryota, Metazoa, Chordata, Mammalia, Primates, Cercopithecidae. The record is from RefSeq and is a predicted model, not a curated record. Gene Ontology annotation, biological process: regulation of transcription by RNA polymerase II; cell differentiation involved in embryonic placenta development; gliogenesis.
AUAUUCACAAAGCUUUGCAUUCCAUUUUUUUCCUGUAUGUAGUACUGGUCAGAGUUCUCCAGGGAAACAGAACUGAUGGAAUGUGUGUUAUGGGAAGGUGGAGCAGUGUGAGGGUGUGUGCGGGUGGUGGAGAGAGAGGGGAAUUCAGUUUGAAGAAUUGGCUUACAUGAUUGUGCAGGCUGGCAAGUCUAAAAUCUGCAGGGUAGGCUGCCAGGCUGGAGACCCAGGGAAGCGUGGCUGCUGCAGCUCCAGUCCAAAGGCAAUCUAGAGGCAGAAUUUUUGUUUCUUUGAGGGUCAUCAGUCUCUGAAGGCCCUAAGGCCUUCAACUGAUUGAAUGAGACCGCGUGAUGAAAGCCCUAGAAAACAAUCUCCUGGUCUAAGGUACUUGAGUGGGCCGAUCCAGCUAUAUCAAGAACCUUUGAGAACAAAAUUCUCAAGCACUUCUGAGGGGAGUCGAAUAGGUGAAAACCUUGGCUGGCCUGACCUUAUCAUGGAACCUGAUGACUUUGAUUCUGAAGACAAAGAGAUAUUAAGCUGGGAUAUUAAUGAUGUGAAACUGCCACAGAACGUGAAAAAGACUGACUGGUUCCAGGAGUGGCCAGAUUCCUACGCCAAACACAUCUACAGCUCGGAGGACAAGAAUGCACAGCGGCACCUGAGCAGCUGGGCCAUGCGCAACACCAACAACCACAACUCCCGCAUCCUCAAGAAGUCCUGCCUGGGUGUGGUGGUGUGCGGCCGUGACUGCCUCGCAGAGGAGGGACGCAAGAUCUACCUGAGACCUGCCAUCUGUGACAAGGCCCGGCAGAAGCAGCAGCGGAAACGCUGUCCCAACUGUGACGGGCCUCUGAAGCUCAUCCCUUGCCGAGGUCAUGGGGGCUUCCCGGUCACCAACUUCUGGAGGCACGACGGACGCUUUAUAUUUUUCCAGUCAAAGGGAGAGCAUGAUCAUCCAAAACCAGAAACCAAGUUGGAAGCGGAGGCAAGAAGAGCCAUGAAGAAAGUGCAUACAGCACCUUCCUCCGUCUCCUUGAGCCUGAAGGGGGGCACAGAGACCAGGUCUCUUCCAGGUGAAACACAAAGUCAGGGGAGUUUACCUUUAACUUGGUCUUUCCAGGAAGGCGUCCAACUGCCUGGUAGUUACAGUGGACAUUUAAUAGCUAACACGCCUCAGCAGAACUCACUAAAUGAUUGCUUUUCCUUCUCCAAGAGUUAUGGUCUGGGAGGAAUCACAGAUCUGACUGACCAGACUUCCACUGUGGACCCCACGAAGCUCUAUGAAAAGCGUAAAUUGUCCAGUAGCAGAACCUACAGUAGUGGAGACCUGCUUCCUCCUUCUGCCUCCGGAGUCUACUCUGAUCACGGCGAUCUGCAGACGUGGAGUAAAAAUGCUGCUUUGGGGAGAAAUCAUCUUAAUGACAACUGUUAUUCCAAUUAUCCUUUUCCUCUGACCAGCUGGCCUUGCAGCUUCUCUCCUUCCCAAAACUCUUCAGAACCCUUUUACCAGCAGAUUCCACUGGAGCCACCUGCAGCCAAAACUGGCUGUCCCCCAUUAUGGCCAAAUCCAGGGGGGAACCUUUAUGAAGAGAAAGUACAUGUGGAUUUUAACAGCUACGUCCAGUCCCCUGCAUACCAUUCACCUCAGGAAGACCCCUUUCUCUUCACCUACGCCUCUCAUCCUCAUCAGCAGUAUUCACUGCCAAGCAAGAGCAGCAAAUGGGAUUUUGAGGAAGAAAUGACAUACUUGGGUUUGGAUCACUGCAACAGUGAGAUGCUUCUGAACCUGUGUCCUUUGAGAUGACCCGAAUCUUUCACUAUGUGCACCUCCGCCCCUCAAAAAUGGGGAAGGGCUGAAAGAAUUUCCGUAGGAAAUAAUUUUUAAAACAUAACCAUAGAUAAAUGAGAAUCACAAUAAGCAGUAGACAAGGCUUUUUUCCUUUGCUUUUUCUUUCUUUCUUUCUUUUUUUCUUUUUUUUUUUUGAGACAGAGUCUCACUCUUUUGCCCAGGCUGGAAUUCAGUGGUGCAAUCUCGGCUCACUGCAACCUCUGCCUCCCGGGUUCGAGUGAUUCUCCUGCCUCAGCCUCCCGAGUAACUGGGGUUAUGGUGCCUGCCACUGCGCCCAGCUAAUUUUUCUAUUUUUAGUAGAGACAGGGUUUCACCAUGUUGGCCAGGCUGCUCUUGAACUCCUGAUCUCAAGUGAUCCGCCCACCUCAGCAUCCCAAAGUGCUGGGAUUACAGGCAUGAACCACUGCGCCUGGCUGACAAGGCUUUUUUUUUCAUACAAGUAAUUUUUUUGGCUCCUUCUCCUCCACUCUAGUACUUCCACCCUCAGUAAGGAAUGGAAACCUGUCUCGUCUGGGAUGUGAAAUGCCCUCUGCUUUUUCCCCCACAUUGUUUGGGGCUCCCAGCACCUCAGCCACAUUGCAUGCUGGAUUUUCAUUGUCAUUGUUGCAAAUGAAACGGAGCAGACAUUUGACAUGCCCACCUAUGCAGGACCUGAUCUAUGCCUUCCUGGGAACUGAGAAUGAAGAAACAGAAGUAGAUGGUAGAAGAACUGCCUAAGGUGUGAAAAGCUGAAGAUUCUACCACUGAAGUACUGAAUAUGUUAUCUAGUUAUGAGAUUAGUGUGUGAAAUACAUGUUUUCUAGAUGAUUUCUAAGACUUGUGAUGACCAGGAACCUGACCUAACCCCAUUAUUCAUAAAGACAAAGAACAGCAAUGUUCAAUUGCCAUACGAAGAGAAAUACUAGUGAUGUGCAUGGUCUCCUUGCCUCUCACUGACUUCCCCUUGCACAGGGGCUUCUGUUUUGUCCCAUUUAUUAUUUCUGGCACCUAUAUGAAUGUGGGGUUUGUAAUAGGUGAGAAAUAUUUGCUUAGAGAAGCUCUUGGGCAAUUAGCCUGGCAGUGAUUGGCUGGCCAUGUUUGAAUGCCAGUUUCUCUUCUUUGCUGAAGUACUUUAUAAUAAAUAAAAGUAAGCCUAGACACAAAAUCUGGAGAGAACCAUGCAAUAAACAAGUAUUUUUAAAAUAAA